Molecule: messenger RNA, 1417 nt
Organism: Protomyces lactucae-debilis
Lineage: Eukaryota; Fungi; Ascomycota; Taphrinomycetes; Taphrinales; Protomycetaceae
Exons: 1
Coding region: 340-1272 (310 amino acids)
Source: RefSeq, a predicted model, not a curated record
CACGCGAAAGAGGCGAGUCUUCCUCUCAGUACGCCAGGGCAUCCGCUAACCAGCAGAUCCGGCGGACACAGCAGAUCAAGGGUGAGAUGAUGCGCCAAGAACAUCUCCAAGGCAUCACGCCAAAGACACAAAAGGAGAUGAUGGGAGAAGUACCACGGCUGAAUAUCGUCAAGUAGACUCUGAUACAGCUCAAAUAACAACAGAGGUUUCACCAACUCUGCCACUGGCAUGCUCUGAAACAGUGACCCCAGCUGACCCUUGACUCUGCCGACUGCUUGAAACUUGCUGCCUAUCGACUCUUCUUCUUCGGCAAUGCUUUUGUAUCCUCUUAACCACUAGAUGUACUUAUACUCUAUCCUAUCAGUUGUCUCGCUAGCAUGCGCACAACGGCCACAGUCAGCGCGAGCAGGCAUCUCUCCUCCUCGACCAGGCGCAACAGCUCCCGAUGGCAGUCUCAUUAUCGACAAUACCGUGCUCGUCGAUGGUCUACGACUCCGCUAUAAACUCUCCGUCCCACCCAGUCUCCUCGUUGGCGGUGCUAGCGCAGACCCAGCAGCAAGACCACUCGGUCUAAAUGUCCUUCUGCAUGGUGAUGGUGGUGCAUCCUUUGAGGAUUUCCCACACGCAGGCGUACGUGCUGGUCUGCUGGGCUGCGUCGUGCUUGCUCCCAACGACGCAUUGCUAUGGGGAGGGCAAUCAACGCGUGCCACACAACGCCCUGAUGGCGUUGCGCAUGCUGCUGCUGUGAAUACCUUGAUUCGCUCGGUGCUUCCGAACAUUGCUCGUUUUGAUCCUGAGCAAGUGUGGUUUACUGGUGUUUCUGGUGGAUCGUUGCUCCUCUCUGGGUUCUUUGCACCAGCCUUCAUGGCGGCUUACAAGACAGGUAUCAUGUUUCUCUGUGGCGGUCUUGCACCACCUGCACGACGUGUGACAAGUACGCUGGAUACUGCCACGUUGAGCAAGAUACGACUACACUGGCAGUCCUCGCAGAAUGAGCUCGUCUCUCUGAAGACGCAGAUUCCAGGGGCCAUUCGAUUUUUUGAGGAUGCAGCACGUACUGCUGGCGUCGAUCAAGGGGUGUUGGAUAAAUUGCAGACGGUGGAUGCCACACCAACAGGGAGCCAUUGUGCAUUUGAUAAUCGUGGGUUCAAUAGUGGCAUUGCCAAGAUGAUGGAGGAGGAGACGUGGUCGCGGAUCAUGUUUCGCUCGGAGACGGCUGCCUCUGUGGGUGUGACGGGACGCGAGGAUCCGUUCAGGCGGCAGCAGAGGUAAGGACUGCUACUAAGACUACUAAGGAGAGGACUCAGAGAAGUAUAUCUCAUCCAUCUGAUCGCAUAUGAGGCGACAUCAGAUUAGAUCUACUGCUACACGACCUCGAGGCACACUUGGACAGGUUAGAGGUACGUGUAUUCUUAUU